Molecule: messenger RNA, 3364 nt
Organism: Bombina bombina (fire-bellied toad)
Lineage: Eukaryota; Metazoa; Chordata; Amphibia; Anura; Bombinatoridae
Gene: HPS6
Product: HPS6 biogenesis of lysosomal organelles complex 2 subunit 3
Exons: 1
Coding region: 131-2557 (808 amino acids)
Biological process (GO): protein localization to membrane; organelle organization; lysosome localization
Cellular component (GO): lysosomal membrane; BLOC-2 complex
Source: RefSeq, a predicted model, not a curated record
AGUACCCUCACAGGUGAGGCGGAAGUCAGGCGGUUGCUUGGUCCCGUGAUGUCGGGGUUGAGGAGUUGUUCAGCUGGGACGCGGUGAAUUACUGUGAAGAUAAAGUUAGCGGGUGUCGGUUAGGCGGGAUAUGAGGAAGUUCGGGCCUCCAGAGCUCGUGUCGGAUUACAGCGAGUUCGGCCGCCAGCAGGUUUUGCGGGAUGCUUUGCAGGCUAAACCAGGGCCAUCGCAAGUCUUCACCAGCCCGGACAGACGGCAUCUAUUCCUGCUACUACCUCACGAACGGAAGCUGCUUUCCUUUCUUCACCUCCCUGCUGAGGUCCAGCUACUUCCCGCUCCCUACCUGGACAAAUCAUGGACUGCUAACCUACCGCCAGUAGCCGGGGUGCUCUUCCCAAGAUGUGGAACCUUAUCUUGGGUAUUGGCUUUAGUCUGGGAGAACGGCAGGGCUGAAGUGUGGAGCCCGCCCAAUAGCAAACCUAACAAUGGCUGGACUCUGCUACAGUCAGUGGAGCUGUGUAAUGGUCCCCGUGGUCGUGUGGCCUCAAUCUGCUGCAAUGGGGAGGACCUUGUGUGGUGUGAGGAGAGACCUUCAUCCGAGGCCAAGCAUCUAUCUGUUUCCAGGACCAGCCAGUUCAAUUACUGCAUCUGUCAGCGGUCACUGGAAGUACAAGGACAAAAGGUGACCCUGGGCGGCAUGAAGAUUGUGCUGCACCACAGCCCACUGUACAAUGUGCUGUCAAAUUCCCAUCACGUAUUUAUGAUACCUUGUGCUAUCCCCAGUCUCCCUCCCAUACUGCUGGUGUAUUCACCUCUGGAAGACAGGAUUACCCUUUCUAACACAUCCAUUGGUAUCUUCCAUAGCAAAAGCCUUACAGAAGGAGACUCAGACUUUAAAAAGAUGUUGUCUGAAUGUGUUGCAAUCAUGAAUUUUGAGACAUUUGCUGAUACCUAUUCCUUUGCAGUAACAGAGUCUGGAGAUCUGCUUCUGAUAGACACUAAUGGAGCAGUUCACUUACUUAACCAGAGUGGAGUGUUAAGACACAUAUAUACCUUUGACAGAUCCAUCAUAUUAGAAACGGAAGUCAAAAUGCAGCUUUCUGAUAAAAUUCUGGCUUGUGCUUUUGACACAGUGUUAUACUUUAUCAAUAUCAACACAGGACAGUUGGUUGAGAAAAUGGUAUUAAAUGCAGCUGAAAUGUUCUUAGUGAAAGUAUUGGAAAUGGAUGGAAUCCAGCUCCUGACAAAAACUGGCAUUUAUAAAAUCGGCUAUUGUGGUGGUGAUAUGGAAUUUAUGGAUGAUAAUGGAAAGUUUGAGCCUGCUGUUUUGGAAAUGGUUUUUGAAGAAGCUUGUAAAUACUACCAACGAAGAAGCCUCAGCAGUUCUAUACUAACAGUAAAGACCUUAAAAAAAGAAGGCAUGUUUCAGGCUCCAAUUAUGCUGGCAUCCAUUCUCUACAACUAUCAGAAGGAUGGGAGAUUAAAAGACCUGAAACAUACAGAGUUACUGAACACUAUGAAUGCUGAACUUCAGAGCUAUUUAAGCUUGGAACUGUUAAAGUCUGAACUCAUUAAUGCUGCUGGAAAUGCCACUGAAGAGUAUUGCAAAGAUUUAGUAGACCAAGAGAUCAGUCGCCUUCUUCAUGCAGAUAUAGAUAGAGAGAACCUGGUUUACAUGAACUCUCUUUUCAGGAUGUUCCCUAAGACUGUAUGGCACUCUUUAAGAAACAAACUACAAUUCCAUCAAAAUGGUGAGGGCAAAGUCACAGUUAGAGCUACUUCAGAUAUGUGGAAAAAAGUACUGUGUCCACUUUCUAAUGGUUCAAAGGAAAACACUCCAAAUGGAGUUAACCCCCUGUUUGAAUUAAUUUGUCACUUGCUUUACACAUUUAAACCAAAAUGGCUUCCAGGGUUUGUUCAGCAAGCUCAAGAAUAUUCUGGAUCUUCAUGGAACGUAAAUAAAAAAGAAUAUUGUGAAAGUCUUCCCUUGUACAAGAGGGCUCUGUCUGUUCUAAGUAAGAAACAUAAUAUUGGAUUGGAUCGUGACAUAGAGAUUGAAAUCUUAAUAAGCAGUGGCCGACCACAGGCCAUAAUCCAGGCUAUUCACAUUUUGAUCAGCCUUCAGCAGUGGGAAAGAGUUAUAUCAGAAACUCGAAAGUUCUCUCAGUUAAGUCCCGUAAUUACAAAAGAUAUUUUUAUCACACUUCUGUUAGAGUUUGUGAAGCACAGACACUUGGAUCCAUACAUAAAUGAGCUUUAUGAAAUUUGCCCAGAAGAUAUGACUGUUACUGACAUCUUGCGUAUUAUCCUUCAGAACUUGCCAAAAGCACAAGGAGACCAACUACCAUUUUCCUGUAAUGGUGACAUGCAUUUGACUGUAGGUUCACUGAAGCCAUUGUUAAAAAAAGUGUUACAAAAUCAAUCCAAGCAAGAAGAAAAUUCUGCUUUUUCGAUAUACCCACCAUCUACACCACGGAGGACAAGUCAGAAUCCUAAUGCUGAAACAGUUAUUGUGAAUGGGGUUGAUAUAAGUGUAGACAUGCCUUCCUUUGAGUGACAUAUAUAAAAUUAUUGCUAUGUAAUUAGAUUAUUAUUUUUUUGUGUGUACAGUAUGCCUUCAGUAUAGAAAGCACUUUCACUAUCUCAUUUUGCUGCUUCUUGUACAUAAGUUAGUAUUAAGACUUUAUUUAUCUAUUGUCAUAAAGCAAUUUAUGAGCCUUAAAUUUGCCAGUCCUGAGAUCAUUUAGUCAAUUUCUUAUUAUUUUUUUAAUCUGUUGUGGCUUCUUUUUUUUUUUUACAGCAUAUAUAGACCUAUUAUGGGCAAGCAAUUCUUCUCUUGCUCUGAAGCUUGCAAGUUGAAACUUUUUAAAAUCGUAUUUAUUAUUUGUCAUACCCAAAUGUAUAGAAGUGAGUGCAAGAUUCACCUUUCUUCACAGUUGAAGCACAAUAUAUAGGGAAAACAAAACUUAACUUUCUCUCAACAUUUUCUUGCCAAGUUUUAAACAUCACUGUUUUAUUUCAUUUUUGAUUUACAAUAUUAGAAUAAAAGAUUUUAUAGAUGACUGCAUUUUGUUUAAUUUUAUAGCCUGAUAAAAGUAUAUACUUUUUGUCCAACAAUCCUUUUGUAAUUUUUUUAAAUAUCUGCACUACUUGUAGUAAAACAGAUAUUGCUGAUAAAAUUACACAAGGAUGUGCUAGUUACAGCACCUCUCUACAGAAAUAUAGUGCAUCUACGUUGCAAACAGUAUUUCAUAGCUUUCUGUAUAAAAAUUUAAGCAAAGAAUUUGUUAACUUGUGUAACUAUCUCUUGUAUCAUAUAAUUUAAUAAAGAGGGUUUCCUUCUGGUCAUUUGACCAAAAUGCAA